UGGCAGCACAUGUAAUGUAAAAUUCUGUAAUGGUCUGUUGAACUUGUAAAUAUAUUUUAAAAUGUUUUCGUGCCUGGUAUUUAUGUACAUACAGGGGUAUAGCGGGUGAUUUAUAUCUUGUCCUCCAUAUUGAUGAGAAACAAGGAAUUCAGAGAGAUGGUAUGAAUCUAUACUCAAGAGUGGAUGUUGACUAUACAGAAGCAAUCCUUGGGGUUCUUAAAAAGGUUGAUACUGUUGAAGGUAUAAAGGAUCUUCAGAUUCCCCCCGGGACUCAGCCAGGACAAAAAUUAAGGCUGCCGUACAUGGGCGUGCCAAAUAUAAGAAAACCUUCUGUACGGGGUGAUCACUAUUUCACUGUGGAUGUUCAGAUCCCAAAGCAUAUAAGUGAUGCAGAACGAGAACUGGUUCAAAGGUUGGCUUCUCUUAGGAAUACUGAUGGUGUUCUCCAUGACAAUAGAGAAGAUGUGACAGACCGAACUUCAGACGUCAGAAGCAAAAGUGAAACGCAUUGGUGGAAAUCGAUAAAGGAUAUGCUAUGGAGAAGGCAACCCGGGGAAAGAUUCGCAUCAAUCUGCAUCGAUACAUCAACACCAAUGAUGUACACAAAGACCCUAUCAAAGUUGCCUUCUAUGAGUGCUACUUCUGUCAUUCUAUUUUCAUUUGUUCUCACUUUCAUAGUGAGCAAACCUUGGUGGUCCAAAUUCUGGCAACGAACGAAACAAAUGGAGCUUGGGGAUCAGAAACACGGUAAAAGGAUAAAAUGCAACGGUAGUUAAACUUGCGCUUCCAUUUUCCUUCCGUUGGUGGAGGAACGCAAUUCAGAAUGUAUACUCAAGGACAUUUGCUGCCUGCUCUGUAGUAUCUUGAGAAUCCAUUGGUGGCCGCUCGACUCUCUAAUCGGUUCAGUAGAGCAGCUCGGGUGUUUCACGCUUGUUUGAGGAACGUAAUUGAGUUCUUGGUGGGUCUUCGUGUGUAUGUUGAUACCAAUCCAUUUUUUCAAGUCCUAGAAUGGUAACUGUAUAUUUUUGCCAGAUUAUGUAUAACUUUUUUCUUUUGUUGAUACGAAAAAAUAUGUUGUUCUCUA
Messenger RNA from Salvia splendens (bonfire salvia), 1084 nucleotides. RefSeq names its product chaperone protein DnaJ. Bases 162 to 776 code for a protein of 204 amino acids. The transcript is spliced from 5 exons. The record is from RefSeq and is a predicted model, not a curated record. Gene Ontology annotation, biological process: protein refolding. Gene Ontology annotation, cellular component: chloroplast thylakoid membrane; cytoplasm. NCBI's taxonomy places the organism in Eukaryota, Viridiplantae, Streptophyta, Magnoliopsida, Lamiales, Lamiaceae.